Musca domestica (house fly) is the source of this 646-nucleotide messenger RNA. It is a transcript of the gene ATPsynCF6, whose product is annotated as ATP synthase-coupling factor 6, mitochondrial. The coding region runs from base 159 to 476 and encodes 105 amino acids. Gene Ontology annotation, biological process: proton motive force-driven ATP synthesis. The transcript has 3 exons. The record is from RefSeq and is a predicted model, not a curated record. Gene Ontology annotation, molecular function: proton transmembrane transporter activity. NCBI's taxonomy places the organism in Eukaryota, Metazoa, Arthropoda, Insecta, Diptera, Muscidae.
AAGAAUGGAAUAUGAUACAAUAACGAUUAAUCGAUUAGUCGAAAGUUCACUUACACAUCCCUAAAUAGGAGCUGUCAAAAACAUACUUUUGCAAGUGAGCGAGUGAGAUUGGAAUUCCUAUUCUUUUGAGAAAUUAAAAGAUAAUUAAUACUAAAAAGAUGUUGUCCCAAUCUAUUUUGAGUGGUGUACGCGUUUUGCGCGUCGAAGCCCGCCGCAGCAUUGGUAUCGUUGCCCCAGCCUUGAGCAAAGCCUCCGAUCCCAUCCAGCAAUUGUUUUUGGAUAAAGUUCGUGAAUACAAACAAAAGAGCUCCGGUGGCAAAAUGGUUGACCCCUCUCCCGAAAUUGAACGUGAAAUGAAAAACGAAUUGGAACGUGUUGCCAAGCAAUACGGCAGUGACGGCAAAACCGAUAUGACCAAAUUCCCUGACUUCAAAUUCCCCGAAGUUAAAGUUGAUCCAAUCACAUCAACCAACUAAAUGAUGUAAAACAGUUUUAGUUUAAUGAUUCCAACAACAGUGUUCUAAGAUAUUAAUGCUCUGAGAAAAAAAAACAACAGAAUUGGAGGAGCUGUUAUGUGCGUGUGUAUCUUUUGUUUUUCAGUUCAACAUUAAAUUUAUUCAAAAUAAAACGAAUUCGGAAAACAACA